Messenger RNA from Yarrowia lipolytica CLIB122, 1035 nucleotides. RefSeq lists its product as uncharacterized. The record is from RefSeq and is a predicted model, not a curated record. NCBI's taxonomy places the organism in Eukaryota, Fungi, Ascomycota, Dipodascomycetes, Dipodascales.
AUGUCAAAUGAUGCCUUGAAAAUCGGAGACAUGUCCAACAACUGGUACAACCAAGCUCAGCAGAAAAUGGCCAUCAUCGCCCUUCCACCACCGUCGUCUUCGGACGGCGAGGACAGCAAAGUUGUGCAGGAAAAAGUGAGCGUAGCCAACCGCAAUGGAGCCGGAAUCACCAACGCCGCAAUCUUGUUUUUUCCGUCCGAUUUCAACAAGACCAACAAGUACACCGCCAUAAUCAUUGCGCAUCCCGCCGGAGGCGUCAAGGAGCAGUGUGCCAGCGUGUAUGGACGCAAAUUGGCCCGAGCCAAGGGGUUUGUGACCGUGGUGUUCGACUCCUCGUACAACGGAGGCAGCACGGGGUCUCCACGGCAUCUGGAGGACCCCUAUGUUCGUGUGGAAGACGUGUCAGCGGUGGUUGAUUAUCUGACCACCGUGGACUACGUGGACAAGAUCUGUGCUCUGGGCAUCUGCACGGCUGGAGGCUACGUCAUCAACGCCGCCAUGAACGACCAUCGAAUCAAGGCGGUAGGAGCGGUCAACUGUGUGAAUAUCGGACAGAUGUUUAGAGAGGGAUGGGAAGGAGGACGCAAAGACAUUGCCCCACAUCUGCUGGAGGAAGGAGCCGAGGCCCGCACCGAAGAAGCCAAUCACGGAGCCAUUCUCAUCAUGGAUUGGUCCCCCGAGACAAAGAACUCGUCGGACACUAAAGAGCAGCAGGACGCAUACGAGUACUAUCGAACUCUUCGGGGAGCCCAUCCGGAUGCACCCAGCAAGUUCACUGGACGCAGUUUAACCCAGCUGGCCACCUACGACGCCUUUCAUCUCGCAAAAGAGUUUUUGACCCAGCCUACAAUGCUGAUUGUGGGCACUGAAGCCACCACCAAAUGGUACAGUCAGCAGCUGUUGGACCAGGUUGGAGACGAUCUCGUCAGUUUGUUCACCAUUCGGGAUGCUUCUCACUUUGAUCUUUACGACAAGGACAAGUAUGUGGACGAGGCGGUUGACAAGCUCGGAGUCUUUUUCAAAUACAAUGUCUAA